Messenger RNA from Spizellomyces punctatus DAOM BR117, 837 nucleotides. RefSeq lists its product as uncharacterized. The record is from RefSeq and is a predicted model, not a curated record. Bases 1 to 837 code for a protein of 278 amino acids. Lineage: Eukaryota; Fungi; Chytridiomycota; Chytridiomycetes; Spizellomycetales; Spizellomycetaceae. The transcript has a single exon.
AUGUCGCUUAAUGGAGCAACCGGAAAUGCUUAUUUUGAUAGAGAUGUCAUCAUCGGAAACACCAGUGUAAAUGCUUUAAGAAGCAUUCAGGUCAAGAAUGUAGACACAGGAACGAAUGCAGCACCAAUUUACUAUUUAACGACGGCCGCGGGUUCUUCCGUUCUUUUUAUGAAUGGCUCAAAUCGAACAGUAGAUGGAGGCGCUAAUACACUCACGCUCAGGAAUGACGUCGGUGCCGUACGCCUUCAAUCACAGGGAGCAAAAGGUAUUUACAUUUAUCCUAACACAGGUAAUGUCGUUGUUGAAAGCACCACUCCAGUGUUAUCGAGUACAACGGGCGCAUUGGUUGUGAAUGGAGGAGUUGCGGUUGGUGCACAUGUUGUUGCAGGAGGCAACUUGUAUUCAAAUGGGCCAGUUUACUCGAAUGGUCAGAUCUGUGCGACGCAAGCCUGGGUGUCAUCUCAAGUACAGUUUCCAAAGGUUCAGGUGUUCAAAAUGCUAACUAAAGAUGUAAUCACAACUGGUAGCGGAACAAAGACGUUCUAUGUUUCUACAGCCGGCCGGGCGUUGAUACGCUAUACCAUCAACUUGCAUGGCACCAAUAAUGCAGGAGGAACACUCAAUGUGUAUCUAGGAACUAAUGCCGGUUCGAUGCCGUCAGUCUUUUCCAGUGAUUUUAACUAUAAUGCUGGAGUGAACAGAACAAUUUAUGCCUCAUUCAUUGUGUCGGGGUUAGUUCCUGAUGUAGCAUAUUUUACCAAUUUUUCAGCAGUAAAUGCAGCACCGGACACAAGCGCAGAUGUAACCAUUAUAGAGGUAAUGGAAUUAGGGUCUUAA